AAGGGACAUGUCGGCGCAACUGUCGCCACAGCCACUGGACUUGCUGCAAAGAGGGCUCAGCUCGAGUACAGGUUGAACCGGAUGCGUGGACCUGGCAUUGGCUACGACCGUGGCGAGCACGAUCGUGUGGCCUUCGUUCCGAUGCAGUACAAUAUCUGGCUCACGGGUCUCGUUCGUUGGUGUGAUGGACUGGAUCUCCGCAUGUACCAGUCUUCGGAGGACACCGCUGCUGAAUCACGCUGGGAGGAAUUGGUGAUUGAUCGUCGGAUCAAGGAUCAGGAGGGCUUUGGACAGUCAUCAUCAUCGUCGCUGUCUUACCGGCAAAAGCGCAAUAGCACCGAGCCCAAUGUUGAACAUGGACAUGGUCGCGAGCCCACCGCUGCACCGGUGAUGCUUGACAGUAUCCGUGUCAUUAGCCAUCCAGACUUGACCGAGACCGCAGCAGGAACAAAGUGA
Messenger RNA from Gamsiella multidivaricata, 456 nucleotides. RefSeq lists its product as uncharacterized. The transcript has a single exon. The annotation marks the transcript as partial. NCBI's taxonomy places the organism in Eukaryota, Fungi, Mortierellomycota, Mortierellomycetes, Mortierellales, Mortierellaceae. The record is from RefSeq and is a predicted model, not a curated record.